Molecule: messenger RNA, 1944 nt
Organism: Anneissia japonica
Lineage: Eukaryota; Metazoa; Echinodermata; Crinoidea; Comatulida; Comatulidae
Exons: 7
Coding region: 81-1790 (569 amino acids)
Cellular component (GO): membrane
Molecular function (GO): wide pore channel activity
Source: RefSeq, a predicted model, not a curated record
UAAAAGUCCUAGUCUUUAAAAAAUCCCUCAUUGCAAUAUUGAAGCAAGAGGAAGCCUGCAUUGCUUAUUCGUAAGACAUUAUGGAAUGCGUAUUUAUUCUCCUUAUGCAUGGGCUAUUGUUAGUCUAUGCCGUUACUGAACCACCACCAUAUCAGAUCGAUCCGAUGUUGCUUGUUAAUGGAGUGGGUGCAAAGGCAUCGUAUCCCGGUGGUAUUGACUAUCUUGGCAUAGGCUACAAUUUACUCUAUGGUAAUCCAGAUGGAAGCCCAGCGACUGCUGCCGCAGACCCAGGACUACGCCCAACUUGGAGAGUAUUUGAUUGGACCUUCAAUGGGGGUUCGACACCAGAUCAAGUUUCCUUUGCUCCGUCAUCAAGUUGUGCAAAAUCCCAGAAACUCGAACUAUUCCACAAUGCGUACGCCUAUGCGUCAAAAUUUGAAAAUGACGUUAGCUUUAGUGCUGGUGUUCGCUUCAGAUAUGGAUCCACAAAAUUUAGCCAUAGCAGCUACUAUAAAGAAGUAUCAGCAUCAAUGCAAAGCAAUUCUUAUGUUUACUAUGAAGAAUUAGACUUGUGCUAUCGUGGGGAAGCACGGUAUACAUAUGGACUUGCGCAGGUCGACAAAUACCCGUUAGCUAGAGCAUUCGUUCAAAGGGCAAAUGUACUUCCGACUACGUAUGCAAAAGAAAAUUACGACUAUAUGAAAUUCAUUCAUGAUUUUGGAACUGAUUUAUUAGUACAUAGAAAAAUUGUAUUCUUUCUGUUCUUAAAUCUUGUUUAUGUUACUUCUCGUUUCAAGUAUUCUUCAAGCACUUCCCUUGGCGGUUCAUACAUGGGAUUCAAGAGUUCAAUUAAUGUCAACACGGACUCUGUCAAAACAAAUAUGGAUACAGGAUUCAGCGCUGGAUUAAAAGUAGACGAUUUCACACUUGGCGACGACAACUUUGCUAUGCCGUAUUCAUACAUCUUAAUGGGUAUGGAGGAAGUCUUCGAGACUGAAUAUUGGCAGUUGAAUGAUGACUAUGUGAGCACGGGAAUAUUGUCUGCUGAUUUCUACGGUCGUCUGUCAACUAUGCGAUCUAAUAUGGAACUAGCGUUAGCAGACUACCCAGCUUGGUUGGACAGCGAUGAAGCAAAAGAAGACCCUACCGUGACUGUGCCUAUAACUUGGGCAAAGGGAGCAUUUGGACUUCCAAAGACCAAUACCGGAUGUCCACAGACACCCGGCUUUACGUUCCAUUCCGGUUGGCGGUAUCACGACUCAGAGGAUGAUGACAAUGGCAACCGUUGGUCAUCUCCAAACCACUUUGUCAGUGGCUCAUUAGGAGGUAAUAUGUAUCAGCAUUUUUGUAUGAAGACCCAGGACACGGUUACUAGGUAUGAUGUCGAUUGGCCUAAAGGGCAGUACUGUGUGUUUCAUCCGUCCAGCGGCUACUGUCCAACAGGAAUGGCAGAAGGAUCUAUUUACUGGGAUGAUGAAGAUGACGACAACAAAAAUAGCUAUUCAGGAUCGUUACCACGUGGUAGCUACGGUGGAAAUACUAAGAUAUAUUACUGUUGUAAAAUUGACGGGUUCGCAGAAAACAGCAUCUUUCUUCCUACUGAUUCUCCGUUCUAUCUCUUCCCGUAUACAAAUGUCUGUCAGGCGGUUGAAGGAAUGAACGCGAAUAUGGAGUACUUCAGAUGGGACAACGAAGACGACGACAACAAAGAUUAUGACAGUGGUUGGCACCCUUACAAGAACAGUGGCAGUGAUCAUAAUAUAUAUUAUUGCUACUACACACCUAAAUAAACAACACACGCCCUCGUUUAGCAUACAGUAAGUAUGGAAAGAUUAAUGGUGUAAACUGGUAAAUUUAUAAGCUUAUAUUAGGCUUGUAUUUGAUUUAUCUUGGACAGAAAAUGUAAUUUUACGUAAAACGAAAAUAAAAUCGCCAAUAGUCUUA